GUUAUGUUUGGGAUAUUAUUGUAUUGGUUCAAUUAAAAUUUUGUAAAUAGAAGAGUAGUGUUUACGUUCCAGUUUUCAUUUGAUACCUACAAUGAAUGCUGUUAUUUACGGUUUUACUGUAUCCGUACUCAUAAUUGCAAUCGCUGCCAAUGAAUUAACAUGUAGAAACGGAAACCAGGACUGCCACAGAAUUAUAAACAAGCAAGCUAUAAGCGCUACAAAGGAUGCCGCGUCAUCUUUCCUCUCCCCCGGGAUUAGUCCAGACACACCGCGCAAUAAAGGGAAUUAUGAUCUAUCGCAAAGUGAAAGGACUCUACAUACCUCAAAAACAAGCUCCCACAGGAAAACGGAACGGCGAGAAAGUGCCUCUCACGACGCAACGUCCAGAUUUCCCGAUAUCAAAACAUACAGACAUAAAAGAGAUAUAGGAUCUGGAAACGUCGUAAUUACACAACACUUCAACGAUAAAUUUAUUACUCCAGGAGAAGAUAUUAGUCUACAAUGUACUGCAACAGCAGAUAGACCUCCAAGAUUCAUAUGGGAGAGAGAUGGUGUUGGUAUAUCUUUAAAUACUGAUUCUAGAUAUACGGUGGGCCAGGUUAUGUCGCCAUCAGGUAUGGAGGUUGUCUCGCAUUUAAACAUAUCAAGAACAAGGGUAAAUGAUGGAGGGCUUUACUCUUGUAUAGCUAUAGAAGGGGAUAGUAGUUCUACCCAUGAAGCGAGGGUUGAUAUUUAUGGUCCACCUUAUAUAAGAAAUUUGCCGCCAAUUAAAGUGCAGAGUGGAGAACCGCUUCGUCUCAGAUGCCCGUACUAUGGAUACCCAAUUAGUAAACUUGAAUGGGAGCACAGAGGCAAGAAAAUUAUCAGCACCUCGUUUCCACAGCAUACAAGAUAUAAGAGAACGUAUUACACAAACACAAGAAAACGCAGAAAAAGACAAAUCUUUGAGCAGAGUGAAGACGGUGUUUUGAAUAUACCUAAAGUAGUUAAGGAAGAAAACGGUGAUAUUUAUACUUGUAUAGUCUACAGUCCUUCAGGAGAAUUAGCGAGACGAGCAUUUGGUAUCCAAGUAGUGGAGGCACCGGAGUUGGAUGAACUACGGGUUGGUUCAGGACUGAAGGAGGGACAAAUUGUUCAAAUAACUUGUAAUAUUAUCAGUGGCGACCCACCCAUUUAUUUUUCGUGGCUCAAAGAUGGUAUGAAAAUUCCCGCUAGUCUGAAGAUUACAGAAAGAAGCGCGGAACUUUUCAGUGUACUAAUUAUAAAGCGUGUGUCUUUGGAACACUGUGGCAAAUAUACUUGUAUUGCAACCAAUCAUGUUGGAAAGGUCAACAAAACCACAGACCUAUAUAUAAAUGUUGCUCCUAAAUGGAUGGAGGAGCCGUCAAACACAUCAUUGUUAUUGGGGCAGCGCGGCGUAGUUUUCUGCAAUGCUAAUGGGUACCCCAUACCACAGAUACACUGGAUGAAGCGAGAUGCAACUCUUGGAAUUUGGCGUCCUGUCCUUGAUCUGGCUGGUGGUGGAGUCAUGAGCUAUCCUAACGGCACUCUCAUCAUCGAAGUGGUGUCAUUGUCUGAUGAAGGAGUAUACGCUUGCAAUGUCGAAAAUGGUGUUGGUGAUGCGUUGAAUAAAAAUUUGUGGAUCAGCGUUAAUAAGCCAGUGCAUUUCGAGUCCGUAGGAUCGAACCUGACGACAAAAAUCGGGCUGCCAGUCACGAUAACUUGUAGACCAUUAGGAGACAACCCAAUAAGGGUCAAAUGGAGUUUGGAUGGAAAAGCAAUAGACUUUACAUCAUCAAGAUUAACAAUUUCUGAAACUAUCACACACAACGGUGUAAAGAGCGUGAUAAAUAUAAACUACGUGGAAGGUCGAGAUGGUGGUACAUACGAGUGUAGAGCAAGCAAUCCCUAUGGAGUUGCAGCUUACAAUGUUCAUCUUACUAUUCUUGAGCCUCCAACUCCACCGUUAGAUCUGCAAGUGGACUCUGUAACAAGCAAUUCAGCUAAACUGUCAUGGCGAGACACCAUUAGCACUCACGUGCAGUACUAUACUGUACAGUACACAACUACAGAUUUCGUUAUGUGGGACACUGCGAAAAAUAUCAACAUUACCAGACAAGACAAUGAUGCACGUCAGAGUAUUGAACUUAGGGACCUGCAACCGGCGACCAACUAUAGAGUUCGCGUGUCAUCGGGAAAUCAAGUAGACUUGAGUCCAUACACCCAGCCUAUACAUUUUACAACUCAACAGGAAGCACCGUCAUCAACCCCUUUAGGAGUACAAGUGCAGUCUACAGAAAAUCCCGGGGAACUCAUUAUAGCGUGGCUUCCACCUCCACGGGAAAGCCAUAAUGGGCCUCUCCAGGGUUACCAUAUUAAGGCUAUUCCCAGGAUUAGCGGAGAAUCGGGACCAAACGACACACAAACUAAAAUGGUGAAAGUGAUAUCGAGAAAAGGAAAACAGGAGACAACUCUUGGUGGACUACUUAAGAACACGAGAUACGCGGUCUCAGUGAGUGCCUUCAAUUCAGCGGGGAAUGGACCUUUUUCCUUACCUGUUUAUCAGACCACUAGAGAAGGGGCACCAGAACAAUCGCCAUCAGGAGUGGAAUGCCGUGGAGUAUCCUCUUCAUCAUUGCGUAUAUCUUGGCAACCAAUCACAUCACAUGGAGCCUCUUUACUUGGUUACACUGUCUACUACAGCACAGAAGAUGGUACUUGGCAGAAUGUGACGUCACCACAUACAGAAUUAUAUAUACAAGCCUUAUCGAAAUACACGAAUUACUCUGUGAAAGUAGCUGGAUUUUCUAAUUAUGGACUUGGACCGUUUUGUUACCCCAUUAUUUGUACUACGUUACAGGAUGUACCAGGUCCUCCAUCGCCAAUAAAGGUAUUAGUUUCAUCCCCUACGUCUCUACUAAUCAGUUGGAAGAGACCGGAACAACCUAAUGGAGAAAUCACGCACUAUACUGUAUACGUCAAACCAGUUUCUAGCACUAGUCCUCCACAAAGCUACCGAGUGGAACCGUCUCAAGAAACAUCCCGUCAGCUGACCUUUCCGCUACCAGGGUUGUCGACUGCCAGGCAAUAUGAAGUGUUUGUGAGAGCUCAUACCACCGCCGGUGAAGGAAUGCCAAGCAAUAGGGUACACGCUUCACUAUCUUCUAAAGUUGUUCCCGGAGUGGCUUCAUUAGGUGGACCCAUAUCAGUGGGAGUAGGAAAUUCAUUGCUGCUGGCAUGCCAAUGUGUGGGGACACCACCACCGAGAACCGUGUGGUACCAUAAACACAACAUCAUCACCCACCAUCCUAGAUUCACCAGAAAUCAUGAUGAUAGUCUUCUUAUUAACAAUAUAGACCAAUCGCUUAGCGGUAACUAUACCUGCUUGGCUAAGAACUUGUACGGUUCAGAUUCAGUGACAUAUGAAGUAUCAGUGCUGCCCACCCCUGAGCCACCUAUCAUGAGGGUGACACCUCAUAAAAAUGCUUUGAAUUUGCAAUGGGAACUUCCACGGAGGAUUGGAAAAUCACAAAAAAUAAGCUACAACUUAACAUGGAAGGAAGGCAACGGUUCUUGGCAAGAUGCUUGGUCAAACAAGGUUACGUCACUCCAAAGCUUGCAGGAGUAUACUCUACAAGGCCUGAAAUGUGGUACCAAGUAUUCACUGAGGAUGACAGCAGCUAACAGUGUUGGAUCCUCACAGCCGACUUACGUUGACGCUACAACCUUGGGCGGAGUGCCCAUUUCGCCAACCAGUACAGAAUGGUUUUGGAGUAAUGCAAGCCAUGUGUACAUACAACUGAGUGGCUGGGACGACAAUGGCUGUGAAAUAACUAAAUUUGAGGUAGAUUAUAGAGAAUAUGGUAGCAAGGUGUGGCGGAAAGCAGACAACAGAAUCCCUCAAUUGGAACAACAGUGGAAUCACUAUGUUGGUUCCUCAAUACUAAAUCAACCAAAUUCAUUCGUGAUAGCGGACCUGACGGCAGCCCAAUGGUAUCAGAUUAGGAUCACCGCUGAGAAUUCCGCUGGAAUAUCCAUUUCUAUAUAUAAUUAUGCCACUACUACAUUACAAGGAGAAUCGAUUGGCCCCCCAUCUGAGUACUUCGACAUAAACAUGUUAGUAAUUAUUUGCAGUUCCAUUCUACUGAUGAUUUGCUCACUUACAUGCGUUUAUAUACUAGUCAAGAGACAUAGUCACCAUCAACUUACAGAGUAUCGUAACUCGUUAACAGCAGAUUGCAAGUCGGAACAUGUUAAUACGACCACCACACCUCAGCCUCCGGCAGAUGUCAACAACCGUGUUUAUAGCACGCCGGUGCAUCUUAAUGCAGACAGCAAGCAUGAGCUCUACGAAAUUAGUCCUUAUGCUCAAUUCGCAAUAGGCUUUCGUACUUUUGGACACGUUGACAAUCAAGAGGUUCCUAGCAGAAUACAUAUGCCCGGAAACAGCAAAUCUAGAUACGAUAGCGAAACAAGUUUCCAAAUGAGAUCGGAGUCAGAAGAAAGCGACUGCGUUUCGAGAACUACAACAUUGAAAAGUGUGCCCAGAAAAGCCUGCAGAGUCCCUCACCACAGGUAGCUGAGAAGUGAAACCCGAUCUAGUUUUAAUUAAUACAUCUACUGAUUUAGUUAUAUAAUUUAGAUAUCAAUACAGAAUUUAUACAAGUAAUUUAUACAAUAACCAAGUAAUUAUAUAAUAAAUUAUCUUACAAAUAUGCAAUAUUUAAUUUCAUAGCAUUUAUCCUCAAUUUAAAGUAUUGUAUUUUAAUUAUUAUUAUUGUAAGGUAUUUAUUUAAAUGAUUACAUGUAGUCAGAAUUAUAUCACUAACUUAAAUUAUUUAAAUUUUGUAUAAAAUUGACUAAAACUAAUUAGUAUUGUUGCUCAUUAUUCAAUAGUAAAACUUUUUUACAGCCUAGCAAUUAAAUUAACAUUAAUCUUAGGCUUGGUGUUCAUUAUUUUAUUAUCAAAUGUUUAAGACAGUUUCUAGACGCAUUGCUUUGUUUCAUAUUGAUUUGCUAGGUAAUUUAGAAAUGUUAGUUAUGAUGCUACUUUAGCUCUUUAUCUGUU
This is a messenger RNA of Achroia grisella, 5068 nucleotides long. RefSeq names its product cell adhesion molecule Dscam2-like. The transcript has 36 exons. The record is from RefSeq and is a predicted model, not a curated record. The coding region runs from base 92 to 4579 and encodes 1495 amino acids. Lineage: Eukaryota; Metazoa; Arthropoda; Insecta; Lepidoptera; Pyralidae. Gene Ontology annotation, biological process: cell-cell adhesion. Gene Ontology annotation, molecular function: protein binding.